Rotaria sordida is the source of this 438-nucleotide messenger RNA. The record is from the annotation of a GenBank genome assembly. Lineage: Eukaryota; Metazoa; Rotifera; Eurotatoria; Philodinida; Philodinidae.
AUGGGUGAAAUCACAUUGCCUAAUGGUGGCCAUGUCGACGGUGGACGGUUACUGAUGCGUGAUACUUGGAAUGCUAAACUCUAUGAUCCACUCUUUCAAAGUUAUGAAAGUAGUCAGAACACUUCGAAGCCUGAUAAAUUGUUUCAUAAAAAUCGUCUCUCCGGUUUGUGGGCUCACAAGUCUCCACUACUCUCUUAUCUUCAUGACAAUAAACUCAUUACGCUCUUCUUUGUUGGUGUUAAUACUGACCAAUGCGUUUCAGGCACACUUCAAGAUGCAUUUAGCAAAGGUUUUGAUUGUAUUCUUCUUCGUGAUGGAUGUGGUACAACGAGUCCACCAUUUGCUCAACAAUGUAUUGAAUACAAUUGUGAGCGAGUAGGCGGAUUUAUCAUGACAACCGAGGCAUUUGUCAAAGGCAUUGAAGCUUCUCUACAUUGA